This is a messenger RNA of Pipistrellus kuhlii (Kuhl's pipistrelle), 2227 nucleotides long. RefSeq names its product 24-hydroxycholesterol 7-alpha-hydroxylase. The coding region runs from base 354 to 1793 and encodes 479 amino acids. Gene Ontology annotation, molecular function: iron ion binding; oxidoreductase activity, acting on paired donors, with incorporation or reduction of molecular oxygen; heme binding. The record is from RefSeq and is a predicted model, not a curated record. Lineage: Eukaryota; Metazoa; Chordata; Mammalia; Chiroptera; Vespertilionidae. Gene Ontology annotation, biological process: cholesterol homeostasis; bile acid biosynthetic process. The transcript is spliced from 13 exons.
CUGAGCCCUCUGUAUCCAUGGCAACAACGCAUGUUUGUGGGUGUUUUUUUUUUUUUUCUCCCCCUUUGACUCUCGGAACCCGCCCUCCGACCUCGGUCCAGCCUCAGCACCACAGACCGGUUGGCUAAGAUCUGAAAGAGAAGUGGGAGGGAGCGAUGAUGCAAAAGUCAUCUAAAAAUUGGGGCGGGGAAAGGAGACUACACUUGGAAAAGCGAAUAAAGCUGCCAAAGUUGCAUCAAGGAAACAUUGCGAGGUCCAGUCCGGUGGAUGCUCCCGAUUCCCAGAGGGAAGGAACAAGUGCCAAGGCAGGAGGACUUUUCCUUCUCUGAUUCUGGAAGGUGCCAGACAAAAACAUGGAACUAAUUUUCCCGUCAGUAAUUAUAAUCCUAGGAUGCGUCGCUCUUCUGUUAUUCCUCCGGUGGAAGAACUUGAGCGGUCCCCCGUGCAUCGGAGGCUGGAUUCCUUGGAUUGGAGCUGCAUUUGAGUUUGGGAAAGCCCCUCUGGAAUUUAUAGAGAAAGCAAGAAUCAAGUAUGGACCAAUAUUUACAGUCUUUGCUGUGGGAACUCGAAUGACCUUUGUUACUGAAGAAGAGGGCAUUGAUGUGUUUCUAAAAUCCAAAGAAGUAAACUUUGAACUUGCAGUGCAAGAUCCUGUCUAUCGUACAGCAUCAAUUCCAAAGAAUGUCUUUUUAACACUGCAUGAAAAACUUUAUAUCCUGAUGAAAGGGAAAAUGGGGACUUUCAACCUAUGUCAUUUUACUGGACAACUAGCUGAAGAAUUACAGGAGCAACUGGAGAACUUAGGCACUCAUGGGACAAGGGACCUGACCAUCUUAGUAAGGCAUCUCCUUUAUCCAGUCAGUGUAAAUACACUCUUUAAAAAAGGUUUGUUUCCGACAAACAAGAAGAAAAUCAUGGAGUUCUACCAGCAGUUUCAAACUUAUGAUGAAGGUUUUGAAUAUGGAACGCAGAUGCCAGAAUGUCUUCUAAGAAACUGGUCAAAAUCCAAACGGUGGUUUCUAGCAUUUUUUGAGAAAAACAUCCCAGAUAUAAAAGCAAAAAAAUCUGAAAAAGAUAAUUCCAUGACACUAAUGCAGGUGCUGUUGGAUACCAUAGACAUGGAAACAAAUGAGCGUAGUCCAAACUACGGGCUUCUGCUCCUUUGGGCUUCUUUGUCCAAUGCCGUCCCUAUUGCAUUUUGGACACUUGGAUUUAUCCUCUCUCAACCCAGUCUUUACAAAGCCAUUAUGGAAGGCAUAUCAUCUGUGUUUGGUGCAGCAGGUCACAAGGAAAACAUCUCUCCUUUUCAUUUUGGUAAAGAUAAGAUUAAAGUGUCUGAGGAUGACUUGAAGAAACUCCCUCUAAUUAAAUGGUGUAUUUUGGAAACAAUUCGUUUAAGAGCCCCAGGUGCCAUUACUAGAAAAGUGAUGAAACCAGUUAAAAUUUUGAAUUUCACUGUUCCUUCUGGUGACCUGUUGAUGUUGUCUCCAUUUUGGCUACAUAGAAAUCCAAAGUAUUUUCCUGAACCGGAACUGUUCAAACCCGAACGUUGGAAAGAGGCAAAUUUAGAGAAGCAUGCUUUCUUGGACGGCUUCGUGGCCUUUGGAAGUGGGAAGUACCAGUGUCCAGGAAGAUGGUUUGCUAUGUUAGAGAUUGAAAUGUGUAUUAUUUUAUUAUUUUAUUAUUAUGACUGCAGUCUUCUGGACCCAUUGCCAAAACAGAGUUCCCUCCAUUUGGUGGGUGUUCAGCAGCCAGAAGGACAAUGCCGAAUUGAAUAUAGACAGAGAAAGUGACAUCUUCUGGAGUCACGGAGGACCGGGCCUUCUGGAGGGUGACUGCCCUCACCCACGGGCCUGGCAGCACCGAGACCUGAGCUCAACUAAAACGUGCUGCUGAGCCUUUGCUUUAGUAUUUAGUUCAAGAAAAAUGUCCAAAUGGUGCCUGUGUUUGCGACCUCAAGAGUAGACCAAGAAUCUGACAUCACUCACUGAUAUGAAAACCUGAAUAUGUGAUUUACAGAAAAUGUUUAAAUGAUCAAGAAGAAGCGGCAUUUCUUAAGAAGUUGGAAUUUGGUUUAUGUAAAACUAUAUUAGGACCUCAAAUAAUAAUAAUGCCAUUUGAAUGAAAAUCUGAAUACAUUAAUUCACCAUGAAGGCAACAUACUUAAAUUUCUGUGUUGAGAAAGGCUAGCAUAAAAAAACAUUAAAUAAUGAUUUCUGGAAAUGUG